Messenger RNA from Chlamydomonas reinhardtii, 3236 nucleotides. RefSeq lists its product as uncharacterized. The transcript has 18 exons. NCBI's taxonomy places the organism in Eukaryota, Viridiplantae, Chlorophyta, Chlorophyceae, Chlamydomonadales, Chlamydomonadaceae. The record is from RefSeq and is a predicted model, not a curated record. The coding region runs from base 178 to 2622 and encodes 814 amino acids.
AACGAUGGGCUCCGUAUUUCCAGCUGCGCUGCCGGCAUAGCGUCGGGUGAGGCAACCUCCAGCACCCAGAGCAGUUCCGCUAACCUGAUAUGCAGAUUAAAUGGAGUCUCGUUUAUAUUCUCAUAAUUCUGAAUGUUAUAAUUAGUAUUACAGAGACAGCUCGGUUGGACGUGAGCGAUGCCGCGGUCGGUAUCCGCCCUGCUGCUCGCCGUCCUUUCAGCAGUUCACCUGACUGGUGGGCUCAAUAACGCCGCUGCUCAGGCGCCCGAUGUUGCAUUGAGCCGCUCUGCCGGAGCCGCGUCCAGCAUGGCGCCUGACCGCUCCCUCCUGCCACACGCGGCAGCUUGGAACAGCCACACCUCAGCCGCAGCGGAAUCUGGGGCUGACGCGGACAAACGCGCUGGAGCAAACCGUGAGCUAGAAGAAGCCACGGACGCCGUGGUAGAUGCAGGGAUAGCGAGGUGGCGCCGGGCGCGCCGGCGCCUGUGGCAGCAGCUGCACGCCGGUCAGCAGCUGCACGCCGGUCAUCAGGGGCAGGCGGAACAGCAGCAGCUGGCGUGGCGGCUGUGGCAGCAGCAACAGCAGCAGCAACAGGAAGAUGACGGUGGCAGCGACGGGGACGGUAUGGACCUCGUGGCGUCGGCUGCCGCCGCCGGCGCUGCCGCCGGUGCCGGCGUCAACGGCCCUAGCACGGGUGCAGGAGCAGCAGGGGCGGCAGCAGCUGCAGCCGCCGCCGGCGGGGGCAGUAGCACCGCCCCGGGCGGCGGCAGUAGCGGCAGUAGCAGCACUGCUGCUGUCAUGGCGGGGCUCCACCGGCUGCUGGCGACCGCCAAGCAGCACCGGGCCAAGUCGCCAGAGUCGCACGUGCUGCGCCCGCGGCAGCUGCAGCGAGCCGUGUACCUGGGGGACCUGGAGCGCAUACGCAGCUUCAUGUGGCGCAUGGCGGCGGGUGAGCGGCUGACAGUGGCGCUCCUGGGCGGCAGUGUGACAAUGGGCAUGGGCGCAGUGGUGGGCGAGCCGUCGUACGCGCAGUGGCUGCAGAUGUGGUUUGCCGAGGUCGCACCGGCCCGGCCUGACUCAGGGCUGCCACCAGAGGGCCCGGGCGCGGGGCCGGAGUCGGGGCGCGCGGGGUCGUGGCUGGGGGUGGUGGGGCCGGGGUGGAAUGCCUCCACGGUUCGUGUCAUCAACGCCGCGUGCCCUGCCACCAGCAGUGGCUACAUGAACCUGUGCCUCAAGGAGUACCUGCUGGACGCGCACCCGCCCGACCUGGUGCUGCUGGAGUACGCCAUAAACGACCCGCCCUUCCCGCAGCCGGCAUUCGAGAACGAGCCGCGAAAGAGCCUGGAGCUGCUGCUGCGCAAGCUGCUACUGCUGCCGGGGCGGCCGGCUGUAGCACUGCUCAACGGCUACCGCUGGCAGGGGCAGUUCAUAUUGCCGGGGCCGGCAAAGCGCGACGCGCUGGGCGUGUACUACUCUAACGCGGGUAGCUCAACAUGUGCAGAGUCGGAAUACUUUGAGUUUGCGACCUACUACGGAUUGCAACUACUUUCGCUCAAGGCUGCGGUGUAUCACCAGAUGGUCGCGGGUGUCAGGAGCUUCCGGACCGACCUGACGCGCGCCCAGACACGUGCCAACGCCACGUCUGACAAGAUGGCCUUCUUCUACGAGGACCCCAUCCACCCCACCGGUCUCACCGGGCACAGAGCCAUGGCGGAGUUGAUCAUUGGGAUGCUCGUCAAGGUCGGACGGGGGCUGGUGAUGCGCCCCUGGAGGCAGAGCGAGGAGUCGGUUCGCCUGGCGCCACUACCGCGCCACCUCAUUCCGGGCAACGAGGACUCGGUUAGCGACGUGUGUAUCCUGGGCGACCGCUUGCGAGACAGCGCCGUUGAGCAGAACGGCUUCGCCUGGGUCAACGAGGGCCGAGACCCGCGGGCGCCCAAAUGGGGCUUCACCGCCACACAGCCCGGGGCCAACAUAACCUUCGUGCUGAACACCACCGCCCCCGCCUCCGAUGGCGCCGGGUUUGCAGCUGGCUCUGCUACCGCUGCUGCGUCCAACGCCACGGCGGCGGCGGCGGCGCCUGCACAGAAGCCGCGCUUUGUCAUCCUCAUCCUGGCAUAUCUCAGGAGCUACGAGAACAUGGGCAUGGCUGACAUCCAUUGCGCCGGCGGCUGCGUAUGCGGCACACGUGCAUUGGCGCUGUACGACAAGUACGGCGGCGAGAACGGUACGUCGGCCAUGGCGCCGGCGGCGGCCGCACAGUACGCGGCGGCAGUCGCGGCUGCGGCGGCUGAGGCGCAGACCGGCCUGGCGAUGGCACCAGCGGCACGCCUGGAUGGGCUGUGGGAGCCGCGGGCCUCGCAGCUGCAGCUGGGGUGCGUGCAGGCGCUGCUGAUGACGGCGCCGGCUGGGCAGGCGCCAGGGGCCGGGACAGGGGCGGCUGCCCCUCCUGACAUGGGCUCGUGCCGUGUGCUGGUGCGCGUGGCGCAAGACACCCGGAGCGGGGCCCACAAGGUGAAGCUGGGUGGCCUGAUUGUGAGCGAGUCGUCUCCGGCGCUGGCGUCAGGCAUGUGCAGGGACAACGCGGAGGCCAUGCAGCGGGCCGCCGGGUACCGCGAGUAGCAGUAGCAGGGGCAGCAGCGGCAGCAGCAGUAGCAGGGGCAGCAGGGGCAACAGCAGCCGUGACAGCAGUGUGCGCGUGCUGUGUGUUACGACAAUGGGCGAUGCGGGCGGUGACGGCGCAUUGAACUGGAGAGGGGCGCGGCAGCGGCCGCAGGCCUAAAAGUACGCGUGGUGGAUGGAGGGCAGGGUGACGGAGCUGAUCAGCUGGAUCAGCAGCCGGCGCGGUGCUGGCGGUAGAAUACUGAUGGCCACAGAGCACAGGAGCAGGGGCGGUGUGUGGUGGGGUUGCGAGGUUAGAGCAGUUGGAACAAGGUGGGCUGGUGGGGUAUGACCUUGCGACUAGCUACAGUGCCGUAUGCAAGUUGAUAUGAUGGUGCGCUUCCACCCAGUCCAUGCUACCCUGCACAGUCCGCGCUAUCCUGGCCAGUCCAUGGACAUGUGAUGCGGACUUGUGUGCACGUGCGCCGGGUGAAGUUUCGGUGCGCUGCACGUCUGCAGGGCCAAUGCGGGCCAAGUGAUUACAUGUUGAGCAGCCGUGCACUUCUGCUCUGCCACUGCGAACUGUUUGCCGUCUGCUUGGGGUAUGGGCAUCAGCUGCACCCUACGGGACCUCG